Phlebotomus papatasi is the source of this 1446-nucleotide messenger RNA. RefSeq names its product eukaryotic translation initiation factor 2 subunit 3 (gene eIF2gamma). Gene Ontology annotation, molecular function: GTPase activity; GTP binding; translation initiation factor activity. Lineage: Eukaryota; Metazoa; Arthropoda; Insecta; Diptera; Psychodidae. Gene Ontology annotation, biological process: positive regulation of translational fidelity; formation of translation preinitiation complex. Gene Ontology annotation, cellular component: eukaryotic translation initiation factor 2 complex; cytosol. The record is from RefSeq and is a predicted model, not a curated record.
GGCUACGCCAAUGCAAAGAUCUACAAGUGCGACAAUCCCAAAUGUCUCAGACCUACGUGCUUCAUUUCCGGUAGUUCAGGGAAAGAUGAUAGUUUCCCGUGUCUUCGGCCAGCAUGCACAGGUCGCUUUCAGCUCGUGCGCCACGUGAGCUUUGUCGAUUGCCCUGGGCACGACAUUCUCAUGGCCACGAUGCUCAACGGAGCCGCCGUCAUGGAUGCCGCCCUACUUCUCAUUGCCGGCAAUGAGUCAUGUCCCCAGCCUCAGACAUCUGAACAUUUGGCAGCUAUUGAGAUCAUGAAGCUGAAGCAGAUCGUGAUCCUGCAGAAUAAGAUUGAUCUGGUGAAGGAGAGUCAGGCCAAGGAGCAGUAUGAGCAGAUUACUAAAUUUGUUCAGGGCACUGUGGCCGAGGGGGCACCGAUUAUUCCCAUUUCAGCACAGCUCAAGUAUAACAUUGAGGUGCUGUGUGAGUACAUCACCAAGAAGAUUCCCAUCCCCCAGCGCAAUUUUACCGAUCCGCCGCGUCUCAUUGUUAUUCGUUCUUUUGACGUCAACAAGCCCGGUUGUGAGGUGAAUGAUCUCAAGGGGGGCGUUGCUGGUGGUUCAAUUUUGCGUGGGGUACUCAAGGUGGGGCAGGAAAUUGAAGUGCGCCCCGGACUUGUUAGUAAAGAUGCCGAUGGGAAACUCACGUGUCGUCCCAUUUUCUCCAAGAUUGUCUCACUCUUUGCUGAGCAGAAUGAACUGCAAUUUGCCGUUCCGGGUGGACUGAUUGGUGUUGGUACGAAAAUUGAACCCACUCUGUGCCGAGCUGAUCGUCUGGUUGGUCAAGUGCUGGGCGCUGUUGGUGCUCUGCCGGACAUCUUCAUUGAAUUGGAGUUCUCAUACUACCUGCUGAAGAGAUUGCUGGGUGUACGCACAGAGGGCGACAAGAAGGGUGCUAAAGUACAGAAACUUGCCCGAUCGGAAAUUCUCCUGGUCAAUAUUGGCUCUCUCAGUACUGGAGGCCGAGUCACAGCUACAAAGGCUGAUUUGGCCAAAAUUACACUUACGAAUCCCGUUUGCACGGAGAUUGGAGAGAAGAUUGCCCUGAGUCGGCGAGUUGAGAAGCACUGGCGGUAAGUACUUAUUAAAAAAAAAUAAUUUUAGUUUUUUCCUACACUGAGAGAAAUCCGAAAAAGUUAAAAUAACAUUCCGGAAAUGUUAAUUUUACCCUGCAGUAUUGAAACGAAAUCGGUGUAAAUAUUACCCUUUUUAGGUGUAUUAGUGGUUAAAGUUACCCUUUUUCAUGUUAAUUUUACCCUUAAAAAGGUGUAAAACUAACAUUAAAAAAUGUUGAUAUGUUUUUACGCACGAAAAGUGUUAAAGAUAGGAGGAAAAAAAGUUAAUCGCACCCCCAUUUUUUUUCAGUGUACUGUAACUUUCUUUUCCGGGAAGUAGAUGAAAAUAAGC